Molecule: messenger RNA, 2015 nt
Organism: Penaeus monodon (black tiger shrimp)
Lineage: Eukaryota; Metazoa; Arthropoda; Malacostraca; Decapoda; Penaeidae
Product: longitudinals lacking protein, isoforms H/M/V-like
Biological process (GO): regulation of transcription by RNA polymerase II
Cellular component (GO): nucleus
Molecular function (GO): protein binding
Source: RefSeq, a predicted model, not a curated record
CGUCACCAAUUACGACACAAGUAUGAACGUGGACAGUGCCGUUUAUUGGUCGAGGAGCAGCAUAAUUGCGCUCCUGAAGAAGGUGAGGGAGUUCCCUUGCAUCUGGGACUUCGAAAACCCAGAUUUUAAGAAAAAACUCCUCAAGAGGGAUUGCUACCAUCGCAUAUGUGAUUCCAUGAGGGCAGAGUUUGUCGAGAUGAAGGACCUCACUGCAGAUCAUGCAAAGAAUAAAUUCAAUCAUUUGAGGACAUAUCACCAGAGAGAACUCAAGAAGAUUGAAAAUGUGCCUAGUGGAUCUGGGGGCCAGCAGAGCUCCAAAUGGGAAUACUUCAACCACUGUUCCUACAUGCAGCCAGGAGGGAGUUUGUACAGAGAGAAAAGUAAUGGGAAACUCCCUCCAAAAGAGACAGAGGGAACACAGCCUGACCAGGUGGAGGAAAAUGCAAGAAAAAAGAGGAAACUCAAUCACAAUGAGUUCAGUACAGCUGACACAUUGUAUCAGGACCAUCUACCAGGGAAUGAGCAGUUCAUGGAAAACAGACCUGAGGCAGCAACCAGACCUUUUACUUCCAGCCAGCCUUCACAUAAUAACCAGACAACGCUUACAACAUUCAAACCAAGAAUUGACGAAGACCAAACAGCAGAUAGAUAUUCACAUCAGACCCUAAUCUUAAAGUGUUUGUUGGAGGAUACAUCUUUUGCUGAUGUGACACUGACAGCUGAGGGGCAGUCAUUAAAGGCACACAAGGCAGUGUUGUCAGCCAUGAGUCCCUACUUCAAAAGUGUGUUGCAGAACAACCCAAGUCCUCACCCCAUCAUCAUCAUGCCUCUCGACAUGCAGUUUGAGGAUCUCAAAGGAAUUAUAGACUACAUUUAUGUAGGUGAUAUAACUGUGGCGACUGAGAAUCUGUCCUCGUUUUUUAAGGCAGCUCGAGUUCUUCAGAUAUCUGGCUUAUCAGCAAUUGAUGUUGUUGGUGUAAGGUCAUCUGAUAUACUCUUAUCAUCCAGUAAUGCAAAAUUACCAUCCAAAGACAGUGGCAACACUGCUGUAUCAACUGGAACCAACCCAAAUAGUUUCAAGAUAAGAAGAAAUGAAAAUACGAAUACACUGCAGUCAUCUAAUGGAGCCAGAAAGAGUACAGUAUCAUUACCCAUUGCCAGGCAAAAUCUGCCCCAGGGUAAAAGGCUGGAACAAGUACACAAAGGGCCAAGCAACUUUGUGCCUGCUGUGGAGACUGUUGGAUUAGAUACAAAUAAGCAAAAGAGACCUGAAAGUGUAGCUUCAUCUGAUGGACAGAAAAAAACAAAAAGCUCAACCCUGGCUGAUUUCUUCAUGCCUUUACCUGAUGAAGAAAGCCUUUCAGUUGACACAGAUGCUGAAGUUACAGAAGAAUAUAAGGAAGAACUUGGUGAUUCCCACCUUCAUCAGCAUGGGAGUGAAGACUCCUCUGAUCGGUCUUCAAGCAUAUCUGAUGAAAAGGAAUGCAAGAUCUUUAAUGCUGCGGAAAUUAAAGAAGAACCAAAUUAUUAGAAAAACAGGAACAUGAGACAAACAUUUUCUCUUGAUUAAGACAAAAAAAUAUUAUAAAUCAAUCAGGAUUAUGAAAUUAUGGUAUGAUUUUUUUUCUUGUUUUUGUUGUUGUCCAGUUACCAAAUCGCUACUUUUAUGGUGAACAUUUCCCUGACAUCUUGAGUUUUUCUUUAAUUUAGUUUUCUCACUGGAUAGGUGUGAUUAAUGAGCAGCUUUGAUUACAAUGCUAAAAAAUGGAAUGCUGAGGAAUUUUCAUGAAAAUAGAAUUAUUUGUUAACAUUCCUUUUAUUUUGUGAGUUAUCUGAUUAUUACUUUUUCCUCUUUUUUUUCUUCUCAAGAAGUCAAAACAGGGAUUUAUGCCUUGUUGGCCAGACUAAGAAUUUGCUUAUUCUUGUGAACAUUUUGAACAUAGUAUUUGUAUACGUAUUUUGAAAAAAAUUUAUGCAGAUGUUUAUACAUUUUAAAAAUAAAGGCCUAUAUGUUU